AUGGAAGAUAAUUAUAUCGCGGCGGACAAAAGGAGUUGUGGUUCGGAUUGCGAGGCGGAUAUUGAAAUGACGAUAAGACAAUACAAUUGGGGCACAAAAGCAAUAGACGUUGAGAUGCAGAGUGAAACACUCGUUCGCAACAAUCACACCAAGGAGGUGAACUACACAUCAUCGGUCUCAAUCAAGCUUUCUUCAGAUGUCGAUUUGAGUGAAAGCAAACCAACGAUCGCGCAUCCCUCCCAGCAAUGA
Botrytis fragariae is the source of this 249-nucleotide messenger RNA. RefSeq lists its product as uncharacterized. Bases 1 to 249 code for a protein of 82 amino acids. The record is from RefSeq and is a predicted model, not a curated record. Lineage: Eukaryota; Fungi; Ascomycota; Leotiomycetes; Helotiales; Sclerotiniaceae. The transcript is spliced from 2 exons.